This is a messenger RNA of Glossina fuscipes, 2181 nucleotides long. It is a transcript of the gene bora, whose product is annotated as protein aurora borealis. The record is from RefSeq and is a predicted model, not a curated record. NCBI's taxonomy places the organism in Eukaryota, Metazoa, Arthropoda, Insecta, Diptera, Glossinidae. Bases 111 to 2006 code for a protein of 631 amino acids. Gene Ontology annotation, cellular component: cytoplasm; nucleus. Gene Ontology annotation, biological process: activation of protein kinase activity; regulation of mitotic spindle organization; regulation of mitotic nuclear division. Gene Ontology annotation, molecular function: protein kinase binding. The transcript is spliced from 2 exons.
UUUACGAUCUGGUAUGCUUAAAAGCGCGUAUGGUUUACUUGUGCUGUGUUUUGCCCUUGUUUUUUUUAAACUUCUUUAACGAAACUUGUUAAUGAAAAUUGUUCGAAGUGAUGGAUGUGGAAGAAUACAAAUCGCCGCAAAGAGUGAUAACUGCAACAAUCUGGCCCCAGUUAGCACAAACCAUGAAAAAUGCAGAGGAUACACCAAAAAAUCUUGGUUCACAUAAAAAAGCAAUACAUCCACGUUCACCCAAAGCGGGAGGUCUCAGCUGUACGGUAAGUUCAGUAAGUUCAUCAAACUUUGUCCCGGCUCCAACAUUAAAUUCUGUGCAUUCGAUCACAAUGCCACAUUCUCAGACACCGCCAGCGAAGCGGCACCAAAAAGUAAGGAAUCCUUUUGAGGCAGCACUGACGGAUAGACUGCAUUUGCCACUAAUUGCCAGUCCUUCUUUAUUCCGCCCGUCUACUCCACAAAUGUCUUCGACCCAAUUUGAGUGGACCAUUGAUGAGAUGUCUAGCCUAAAACCUGCUCAUGUAGAAGCUCACGAGACUCAAUUUCAAGAUUCUCCAGAUCCGGACUUGGAGGCUAAAGCUCAAUUGGCCAUAAGUUCCUACUUUAAGGAGCAACAAAUUGUUCCAAGCCCAGUGUUUUGUCCAUUAAGAAAUCAUCGCAUCAUUUUAUCGGAAUUAAACGGCAACACUCCCAUCUCCAAGCCGGGGCGACGAAUACGCGAUUGCAGUUCCCAAACCGAACUGACGUUGCCUCCAACACUCCCUCCUGCUUUGGAAUUAGCUUUAAAACCAUAUUUUCAACCUCAUUUAGCUGGUGUUGGGGUUGAAUGGGAAAAAAAAUUUACGGGCCCAUUUAACAAUAAUAAUAAUUGGAAUGAUUUGUCAUUAAGACGCAAAUUGUUUGAUAUGCAGAAUAUUAUGCUUGUUGAGAAUGACACAAAUCCUUUAGUUCAAACAUCUUGUGCAAAAACGGAGCAAUGUGCCAAUACUAGUUCUUCUUCAAUAACUUCUACUGCUCAACAUUCGGCCAUAAUAGGUAAAUUAUCGGAUUCUUCGGAUAAGAGUUCGUUUGGAUCGUUGUCGCCUAUAUCAACUUUCGAAAGCUUAUCACCACUUAACACAGGAAGCGCUAAAAACCGUACAAUGCGUACAAUUGAUUUUGCUAAUGAAAUAGGCGAGCAACUGUCACCAAUACAUCCACCUGGUAUGUCUAAGAAGCACAUAAACGUAGACAACUGUACAAAUAACGAAAAGAACAAUGCUGUUACUGAAACGGCAGAUUUAUCGCAAAGCGACAACAAACCUAAACAAAAAUUCACACCAGAAAGAAGUUCAUCGCCUUUGCUCGCCUAUGUGGCUAAUAAAAACAUCACUGAAUCUUCGGCAGAUAGUUUCACGGUAAAGAUCAGUCGUCUUAAGGUUAAUAGCAGUCAAAAAUUGGAAUCUAACACGAUGGUUAGCAAAGUUUUCGCGAAAGAGUUAGAUCUGUCAAUAAAUCCGGAUGACACGGAUGAACUUUUAGAAGACACCUUUGAUAUGGAAGAAAUGCAAUAUUCUCAACUAUCGGCAAUAAGUUCAACUUCUUCCAAUUCCGAUACACCUAGAGGAAAAAGACGCUCAGCUAGCCGCAAAAAUCUAUCCGAAUCGUUUUCAGCUAAUUUGCUGAACGGCGAGCAAGAUGAGAAUAUUGCAAAUUGUGAUGGGUAUACUACUACUCAAAAGGUCAAGGAUAUGGUUAUAAAAAAACACACUCUCUUUCAAGAAACUUUAGUCAACCACAUUAUUAGUUCAGACGCUUUUGCGAAAAAUAUUGAAAAACCACCCAUUACGAAUUGCUCACCGGAAAAGAACUCAACGAUUUUUCGAACAGAUAGUGGGUUCAAUGAAAUAUCCAAUAAUAACACAUCGUCCUCUUGUGAAGCCAUGCUGGAGAAAGCUGAAGACACAGACUAUACAAUGACGUGCAUUUGUGCUUCACCAUUUAAAAAGGACUAAAAAAGCUUCAAAAAUAUUGAAGACUUGUUUUAUUAAUGACAUGAAGUGUACCUCGCGUACAUAUUUUCCGAGAUUUUUUUUUUAUUUUUUUUUUCAAAGACUAAUAAAAGUCAUAUAGUAAACUCCAUUACGCUUUUACUUUAGACGGCUUUUAAGGAUACUCAACACAAAUAAA